UCUUCUAAGACUAGAAUUUUAAAGAGCUUUAUCAAGCAUGAAGAAGCCCUUGUCCCCUCCCCACCCCCUCACACACUUCUUUGCCUCCUCAGCCCCCCUCGGCCUCUACUUCUCGAGGGACACUUACCAGGAGAAGCUGUACGUGGGCCAGCCGGCUGGUACACCCCUGCUAUACGUCCGGGCCCUGCAGGACGCCCCUGGGGAGGUGCCCAGCUUCCGCCUUGGCCAAUACCUCUAUGGCUCUUCCCGCAUGCGGCUGCAUGAGAACAGCUGGAUCCGCGUCCAGGAGGACACCGGCCUUCUCUACCUUAACCGGAGCCUAGACCACAGCUCCUGGGAGAAGCUCAGCAUCCGCAAUGGUGGCUUCCCCCUGCUCACCGUCUACCUCCACGUCUUCCUGUCGCCCGUGUCCCUACGGGAGGGAAAGUGCCAUUGGCCAGGCUGUGCCUGCGUGUCCUUCUCCUUCAUCAACACCUCCUUCCCAGCUUGCAGCUCCCUCAGGCCCCAGGAGCUCUGCUUCCCCGAGGCGAGCCUCUCCUUCCGCAUUCGGGAGAACAAGCCCCCUGGCACCUUCCACCAGUUCCGCCUGCUGCCCACGCAGUUCCUCUGCCCCAACAUCAGCGUGACCUACAGGCUCCUGGGAGGGGAGAGUCUGCCCUUCCGCUGCGCCCCUGACAGCCUGGAGGUGAGCACCCGCCGGGCCCUGGACCGCGAGCAGCGGGAGAAGUACGAGCUGGUGGCCGCGUGCACGGUGCACACCCGCGUGCGCUUGGAGGAGGUGAUGGUGUCGUUCCUGGUAACCGUGUAUGACGAGGACGACUCGCCGCCCACCUUCCCCGGGGGCGUGGACACCGCCAGCGCCGUAGUGCAGUUCAAGCGGAAGGAGGGCACUGAGGUCGCCACACUGCGGGUCUUCGAUGCUGACGUGGUGCCAGCGUCAGGGGAGCUCAGGAGGCGGUACACAAGCACGCUGCUCCCCGGGGACACCUGGACACAGCAGACCUUCCGUGUGGAGCACUUGCCCAACGAGACCUCGGUCCAGACCAACGGCAGCUUCGUGCGGGCAACUGUGCAUGACUACAAGCUGGUUCUCAACAGAAACCUCUCCAUCUCCGAGAGCUGCGCUCUGCAGCUGACCGUGCUGGUCAACGACUCGGACUUCCAGGGCCCGGGCGAGGGCGUGCUCCUCCUGCACUUCAACGUGUCCCUGCUGCCUGUCAGCCUGCGCCUUCCCCGUGCCUACUCCUUCUCCGUGAGCAGGAGGGCCCGCCUUUUUGCCCAGGUUGGGAAGGUCUGUGUGGAGAACUGCCGGGAGCUCAGCGGCGUCGACGUCCAAUACAGGCUGCAGCCCUCCAGCACCAACUGCAGUGCCCUGGAGGUGGCUACCUCCCUCGAGGACACCUCGGGGACCCUGUUCGUGAACAACACAGAGACGCUACAGCGGCCCGAGUGUGCUGAGUUUCAGUACACGGUGGUGGCCGGUGUCACGCAGGCCCAUGAGCAGGCCCAGGCCCCAGUGCUUGUCACAGUGGAGGGGACGUACGUGGCUGAGAAGGCAGGCUGCACCCUGUCCUGUGCCAUCAACAAGAGGCGGCCCGAGUGUGAGGAGUGCGGCGGCCUGGGCUCUCCGACGGGCAGGUGCGAGUGGAAGCAGGGAGACGGCAAAGGAAUCACCAGGAACUUCUCCACCUGCUCCCCAAGCACCAAGACCUGUCCCGACGGUCACUGCGACGCUGUGGAGAGCCGCAGCGCCCACAUCUGCCCCCAGGACUGCCUCCGGGGCGACAUCGUUGGGGGGCACGAGCCAGGGGACCGCCGGGGCAUUAAAGCUGGCUACGGCAUCUGCAGCUGCUUCCCCGAGGAGCGGAAGUGCUUCUGCGAGCCCGAGGACAGCCAGGGCCCGCUGUGUGACGAGCUGUGCCGGACCGUGAUCGCCGCGGCUGUCCUGUUCUCCUUCAUCGUCUCCGUGCUGCUGUCCACCUUCUGCAUCCACCGCUACCACAAGAACGCCCACAAGCCGCCCAUGCCCUCGGCCGAGAUGACCUUCUGCCGGCCCGCCCAGGCCUUCCCAGUCAGCUACUCCUCGUCUGGCGCCCGCCGGCCCUCGCUGGACUCCAUGGAGAACCAGGUCUCUGUGGAUGCCUUCAAGAUCCCGGAGGAUCCGAAGUGGGAAUUCCCUCGGAAGAACUUGGUUCUUGGAAAAACUCUGGGAGAAGGCGAGUUUGGGAAAGUGGUCAAGGCCACAGCCUUCCGUCUGAAAGGCAGAGCAGGGUACACCACCGUGGCUGUGAAGAUGCUGAAAGAAAACGCCUCCCCGAGUGAGCUGCGGGACCUGCUGUCAGAGUUCAACCUCCUGAAGCAGGUCAACCAUCCACACGUCAUCAAGCUGUAUGGGGCCUGCAGCCAAGAUGGGCCACUCCUCCUGAUUGUGGAGUACGCCAAGUACGGCUCCCUGCGGGGUUUCCUCCGCGAGAGCCGCAAGGUGGGGCCUGGCUAUGUGGGCGGCGGGGGCAGCCGCAACUCCAGCUCCCUGGAGCACCCAGACGAGCGAGCCUUGACCAUGGGCGACCUCAUCUCCUUCGCCUGGCAGAUUUCACGGGGCAUGCAGUACCUGGCCGAGAUGAAGCUGGUCCAUCGGGACUUGGCAGCCAGGAAUGUCCUGGUAGCCGAGGGGCGCAAGAUGAAGAUUUCGGACUUUGGGCUGUCUCGGGAUGUUUAUGAAGAGGAUUCCUACGUGAAGAGGAGCAAGGGCCGGAUUCCAGUCAAAUGGAUGGCGAUCGAGUCCCUGUUUGACCAUAUCUACACCACCCAAAGUGACGUGUGGUCCUUUGGUGUCCUGCUGUGGGAGAUCGUGACUUUGGGGGGCAACCCCUACCCUGGGAUUCCUCCAGAGCGACUUUUCAACCUUCUGAAGACCGGCUACCGGAUGGAGAGGCCAGACAACUGCAGUGAGGAGAUGUAUGGCCUGAUGCGGCAGUGCUGGAAGCAGGAGCCGGACAAGAGGCCAGUAUUUGCUGACAUCAGCAAAGACUUGGAGAAGAUGAUGGUUAAGAGCAGAGACUACUUAGACCUUGCUGCGUCCACCCCGUCUGACUCGCUGCUUUAUGACGAUGGCCUCUCGGAAGAGGAGACGCCCCUGGUGGACUGUAACAAUGCUCCCCUCCCUCGAGCCCUCCCUUCCACAUGGAUUGAAAACAAACUCUAUGGCAUGUCAGACCCGAACUGGCCUGGAGAGAGUCCUGUACCGCUCACGAGAGCCGAUGGCACUAACACUGGGUUCCCACGAUAUGCAAAUGAUAGUGUAUAUGCUAACUGGAUGGUUUCACCCUCAGCGGCAAAAUUAACGGACACGUGUGAUAGUUAACAUUUCUUUGUGAAAGGGAACGGACUCACAAGGGGAAGAAAUGCCAAGAAUGGACAUCCACUGGCCCUUUCUCUGUGCACAUCACUGGCCUGGCUGAGUUCAGUUCCCAGGUGGCAGACUUGUUUUUGGUAGUUCGUUUGACCUGCUUUCCUAAGCAGUUUCCCCAGCCUUCCGAUGGCUGGUGAUUGUCCCUCCUAGCCUGGACGUGCCACGCUGGAUGAGCGUUCUGAGUCUUGGUGGUUAAGCAUUCCUUUGUCUUCAGCACCUGGUGGUGCCAGUGUUGGUCUGUGUCCAUCAGUAACCACUACACACUGUGUGCACAUACGUGGGUCUGCCAUUCACUACCUUGUGUAAGCAAUUGUACCUGAACUGUUUGAUUUUUCCAGUUGCCACCGAACAAGGCAACAAGGUUUAAACAUGAAGCACACACAUACAAAAUCUGUAGGAGAGACAUUGGCUGAAAUGGCCUGUCCUGGUUCAGAAGGAGAGCCCGGUGGCGUCUGGGUGGUGGUGUUCAAACCCGACCACGGCUGGAGUGACGAGGGUGCUUCAGGACAGGCCCGAGCUCAGCAUUUGAGAUCCUGAGAAUGUUUUUUUUUAAA
Tupaia belangeri chinensis (Chinese tree shrew) is the source of this 3966-nucleotide messenger RNA. It is a transcript of the gene RET, whose product is annotated as ret proto-oncogene. Gene Ontology annotation, molecular function: ATP binding; calcium ion binding; transmembrane receptor protein tyrosine kinase activity. Gene Ontology annotation, biological process: homophilic cell-cell adhesion; multicellular organism development; protein phosphorylation. Bases 38 to 3364 code for a protein of 1108 amino acids. Gene Ontology annotation, cellular component: signaling receptor complex; plasma membrane. The record is from RefSeq and is a predicted model, not a curated record. The transcript has 19 exons. NCBI's taxonomy places the organism in Eukaryota, Metazoa, Chordata, Mammalia, Scandentia, Tupaiidae.